Gongylonema pulchrum is the source of this 384-nucleotide messenger RNA. The record is from the annotation of a GenBank genome assembly. NCBI's taxonomy places the organism in Eukaryota, Metazoa, Nematoda, Chromadorea, Rhabditida, Gongylonematidae.
AUGGGUGAAGGCGAUCAGCAGCAGCAACAAGUUGCAGCGAGCUCAUCUGCAUUAGCUGGGCAGUCGGCGACACAACAGAAUCCUGUGCAAUGUGCCAGCACAGGCAGUAAUACUAGCAGCAGCACAAAUACUAGUGAUAAUACGGGGUUUUAUGCUGGCAAUGAGCACACACGGUUUGGCGGAAAUUACAACAUUUUCGAAAGCUGCGAGCAGUCGCCCAGUAUCUUCCCGAGGUUCGCGCAGCAGCAGCAGCCAGUAAUGAGCUAUCCUACACCGCAGCAAUAUGGCCCAUAUUCAGCGAAAUAUGUUGCUGGCGAUGCGGUGGGUUAUUAUCCGCAACAACAGAUAUGUGCACAGCAACAAGCAUAUCCAAGUAAGUUUUGA